AUGGGACGGUCGGAACUUCUGAUCACCUUAAUUCUGCUGGGCUUCUGGAUAUGCCCUGCGGAAACAAGAAGACUAAACAGGAGAAAGCAGGCCUACUGUUACAAUGAAGACAGGAAGCCAUUCCAUUUCGUAAGUUCCCCAAAUUAUAUUGUACUGGAUCCCUAGAACCACAUGGAUUUCGAAUGUUGGUGGAGACUGGUGACUGUUGGGAUCAUCUCGGCCAUCUGUGCGGCUACCCUUGUUUCCAUGAUGGUUGGAAUCACCGCUUGCAUCAAUUGUCCUUUGUGUUAUGAUCAACUUAUUGAAGAAGAAUAUCCUUUCUGA
This is a messenger RNA of Bursaphelenchus xylophilus (pine wood nematode), 324 nucleotides long. NCBI's taxonomy places the organism in Eukaryota, Metazoa, Nematoda, Chromadorea, Rhabditida, Aphelenchoididae. The record is from the annotation of a GenBank genome assembly.